This is a messenger RNA of Hyaena hyaena (striped hyena), 3647 nucleotides long. It is a transcript of the gene XPC, whose product is annotated as XPC complex subunit, DNA damage recognition and repair factor. The record is from RefSeq and is a predicted model, not a curated record. The transcript has 16 exons. The coding region runs from base 116 to 2941 and encodes 941 amino acids. Gene Ontology annotation, cellular component: nucleotide-excision repair factor 2 complex; cytoplasm; XPC complex. NCBI's taxonomy places the organism in Eukaryota, Metazoa, Chordata, Mammalia, Carnivora, Hyaenidae. Gene Ontology annotation, biological process: mismatch repair; nucleotide-excision repair. Gene Ontology annotation, molecular function: single-stranded DNA binding; damaged DNA binding.
CGACUUGGCCAAUUAGGAAACGGCUAGCCGUGCCUCGCCCCGCUGGAAGCCGAGCUUGAGCUCCCUUUCCCGCGGCUUGGUACGUCAGUCUCCUCAGGAGUCUUGCCCGGGCAACAUGGUGCGUAGUCGUGCGGCUGCGAGGAAGCAGCAGAGACGUGAACCGUGCGGGCGGAAGGCCAAGGGCAAGAGCACGGCCCGGCGUGAGGAGAAGGAAGCGGAUGUCUCGGAAGAUGAGAAACCUCUAAAGAGGAGCCUUCUCUCAAAAGUUUCACGAGAAACGAGGAAGAGAGGCUGCGGUGAUCCCGGGAGCCCCACACACAGUCCAGCCAGAAAGAAAGCGGCCAAGGUGACUGUUAAAUCAGAAACUGCCGAGGUGAAGGAUGAAGCCCUCAGUGAUGGGGAGGAUCUCAGGGACUUUGCAAGCGCCCCCAAGAAGGCACCCCAUCCAAGGAGAGAGGCUGCUGUGGACAAAGGUGGCUGUGAAGGAAGCGAUGAAGAAGAAAGUGAAGAUGAUUGGGAAGAGGUAGAAGAACUUAGUGAGCCUGUGCCGGGUGAUGCAGGAGAAAACACAGCCUUCUCUAAAUCUGUCCUGCCUGUGAAGCCAGUGGAGAUAGAGAUUGAAACACCCCAGCAGGCAAAAGCAAGAGAAAGAAGUGAAAGGAUAAAAAUGGAGUUUGAGACGUAUCUUCGGAGGAUGAUGAACCGUUUCAGUAAAGAAGUCCACGAGGACACACACAAGGUUCACCUGCUGUGCCUGCUGGCAAACGGUUUGUAUCGUAGUAACGUCUGCAGCCAGCCAGAUCUGCUUGCUAUCGGCCUGUCCAUCGUCCCAGCUCGCUUUACUAAAGUGCCACCUCAGGACGUGGACAUCUGCUACCUGUCAAACCUGGUGAAAUGGUUCAUUGGAACAUUUACAGUUAAUGCAGACCUUUCAACCAACGAGCAAGAUUGCCUACAGACCAUGCUGGAAAGGAGAUUUGCUAUUUACUCUGCACGCGAUGAUGAAGAGUUGGUCCAUAUAUUUUUACUGAUUCUCCGGGCCCUGCAUCUCUCCACCAGACUGGUAUUGUCUCUGCAGCCGAUUCCCCUUAAGUUACCUGCAGCAAAGGGAAAGAAAGCUGCCAAGGAGAGGUCUACAGAGGGUCCUGGAGGCUCCUUGGAAACUUCAAGCCCAGUUCUAGAAAACCAAGCCAAACCUGAGAGCAGCAAGGGGACCAGACAAGAGAGUACGUCUUCUGCGGGCACUGGCGCCAGAGGGAAGGGGAGGAAGGCGGCUGCGGCUGGGAAGAAACGGAGCGGGCCCUCUUCUGGGGAGGAAGAAGAGCACAAGGCAAGGGGGCAGGAGGGAGGCCCCCGGGCACGUCGGCAGGGCCCGGAGCGGCAGGCGGCCUCCAGGGUGUCCUAUAAAGAGGAGAGUGGGAGUGAGAAGGAUGGCAGUGGCUCUGACUUCGAGCUCUCCAGUGGGGAAGCCUGUCAUUCAUCCGAUGAGGAUUCUGAGCCUGGCCGUCCCAAGCACCGGAGGGCCCCGGGCCCCCAGAGGACAAAGGCAGGGUCCAAGAGUGACUCCAGGCCCCAACGUGGAAGGCACCCUAAGUGCUCUGGCCUUCCGGCAGCGUCCACGAGCUCUUCGAGCAGGAAGAUCAACCGAGGCAAGGAACUCUCCAGUGAUGGUGAAGGGGCACAAAGAGGGAAAGCAGCUGGAAUCGACCAGUGGCUGGAAGUGUUCUGCGAGCAGGAGGAGAAGUGGGUGUGUGUGGACUGUGUGCACGGUGUGGUGGGCCAGGCUGUGGCCUGUUACAAGUACGCCAGCAAGCCUGUGACCUACGUGGUUGGCAUUGACGGUGACGGCUGGAUCCGGGAUGUCACCCAGAGGUACGACCCAGCCUGGAUGACCACAACCCGCAAGUGCCGAAUCGACGCCAAGUGGUGGGCUGAAACCUUGAGACCCUACCGGAGCCCGCUGGUGGAGAGGGAGAAGAAGGAGGACUCCGAGUUUCAGGCAAAGCACCUGGGCCAGCCUUUGCCAACUGUCAUUGGCACAUACAAGAACCACCCUCUGUACGCCCUGAAGAGGCAUCUCCUGAAAUACGAGGCCAUCUACCCCGAGACAGCCGCCAUUCUUGGGUAUUGUCGUGGAGAGGCUGUCUACUCCAGGGAUUGCGUGCAUACCCUGCAUUCCCGGGACACGUGGCUGAAACAGGCGAGAGUGGUGCGGCUGGGAGAAGUGCCCUACAAGAUGGUGAAGGGCUAUUCCAACCGGGCCCGGAAAGCCCGCCUCGCCGAGCCCCAGCUGCAGGACCAAAAUGACCUGGGCCUGUUUGGCAGGUGGCAGACGGAGGAGUACCAGCCGCCCGUGGCCGUGGACGGCAAGGUCCCCCGGAAUGAAUUUGGGAACGUGUACCUCUUCCUGCCCAGCAUGAUGCCGGUCGGCUGUGUCCAGCUGAACCUGCCCAACCUGCACCGCAUAGCCCGCAAGCUGGACAUCGACUGUGCGCAGGCCAUUACUGGCUUCGACUUCCAUAAGGGCUACUCCCAUCCCAUAACUGAUGGGUACAUUGUCUGUGAGGAAUACAAAGACGUGCUCCUGGCUGCCUGGGAAAAUGAGCAGGCGCUCAUCGAAAAGAAGGAGAAGGAGAAAAGGGAGAAGCGGGCCCUGGGGAACUGGAAGCUCCUGGCCAGAGGACUGCUCAUCAGGGAGAGGCUGAAGCUUCGCUACGGGGACAAGAGCGAGGCUGUAGCUGCCCAAGUAGAUGCGGGAGGCGGACUCUCUUCUGACGAGGAGGAGGGGACCAGCUCUCAGGCACAGGUGUCCAGGAUCCUGGCUGCCUCCUGGCCCCAAAACCGAGAGGCCGAGGAGGAACAGAAGCUGCAGAGCCCCAAGAAGACCAAGAGGGAGCGGAGGGCGGCAGCCUCCCACCUGUUCCCAUUUGAGAGGCUGUGACGCAUCCUGGGCCACCCGCCUGCCCCGGGGGCGUCUCCUGUGAAGGCACAGAAGCAGCGCUGCAGCUGAGGGCCAGGGACAGACGGUCAAGUUCAGGUGUCUGGUCUGGCCCCGGUCCUGGUCAGAGUCCCCAGGGGCACGCCUCCCACGCUUUCUGUGCCCCGGCCCUGCGCUUGGAGCUCCGGAGCACCUCCCGGGAGACUCCGCCACACAGACGUCGCUUCACGCAUCUCUGGAAAUGUGAGUCACUCUUGUACAGCCACCUCUGGGCAGUUGAGGAACGUACCGGUCCUUCCAGGUGGAUUUCUGUCAGACCCCCGUGCUGCGCUUUUGCGUCUCUUGCAGACCUGGGACCCCUUCUCUGCAGGCCACUCACCUUCCCUCCGUCAGGUUUACUACCACUGCCUACAGCCACCCUCUGUGACAUGGGAGAGAGCAGGGGGAGGUGUGCUCAGCUCAGAUGGUGGGUUGUCGGAUCUCCUUUGCAAAGUGACAUUUCAGGGUGGCAGUUGUCUGGAACACAGAGCUGAAAUCAGGAAAGAAAAGGAAAAACACUGAGAGUUAAAUGUUAGUAUGAUGUGGAUCGGUGUUAAACUGCGUUUUAUUCAUUCUGGGGUAAAUUUAUAAAAGCUCUAUGCGUUGUAGAUACUCAGGAGAAACACCUUUUGUAUCAUGUUGAGGAAGAAAAUAAAGCAUUUAUGUAAAA